AGGUGACCGUUCGUCCGGCUGCUCGUGAACGCGGUUCACGACGCGCCAGUAUGCAUACGGUGGUACUCGCGUGCUGACGGUCCGCCGCGCGAGUCCGACCGACUGGUACCAGCGCGGUACCAGUUGCCCUCCAGCCAGCGCGAUCGCCCUCGCGAGUACCGAGAUUUUCUCUUUCUCUUUCUCGCUCUCUUUCCACCUGCCUCUUCCUUCGUCGACGUUUCGAGAGCCGAUCUAACCCGCGAGUGCUUCGUAUCACGGUGCCGGCGCGCGAGCGUGGUGAUUCAUCAUAGCCGUUCGCGCCGGUCGAAUUCCGCUCACCUGCGGGGGGGAAGAGCGGGCCUCGAAAUACGUCGAGGCGGGAAUUCCGAAUAGAGAGCGGCCGAGAGAGAGAGGAGGUCACACACGCGCCGGGAAGAGUCGCCGUCGCGUUCUCUUCGUCUUCUCUUCCUCUACUUCGUCUCUCCGCUGAUUCCGCGCCCGGGCCGACCGUCUCCUUCGUGCUCGGGGACCCGAGCGAGACGGUCGACCGGCGAAGACACGCCGGUUGCGGCAGGUCGCGAAGAACGGGUCUCAAGAUGGCCUACAUUAUCCGGCGUUAUCGGUGAGAGGAGGAACCAGGACGGGCCGGCGGCGCGACUCGAGCGAGCUGACUAGGCGGUGAGGCCAGAGGAAGAGGGGAACAAUGGGACAAGCCUGGUGCAAGGAGAGGUCCUGCAAGGCCCAGGACUCCAAGUCGCCGUUGGAUCGCGUGUUCGUGCGAUGCGCGCAUCGGAUUUAUCCAAGUUUAAAGGAGGAGGGCUCGGUCUUAGGAGGCGCCACGCAGCGAGUUACGAGCUCCGAAAUAGGAUACGCCGGCUCGCCGCCGAGGGAGGUGCUCACCAGGGGCAGGAGCAUAGACUCCGUGGACAGGCCCUUUCAUCCUAGCGACUGGGUGGACGUUAAUCUGGAAGUGCCCAGCCCGCCGAGAACGAGCUCGGUUCUCACGAAUUUAACUGUCGACACUAGUCCGUAUCCCGCCGCUACACCUACGUCCAGCUGUUCCAAUCCGAAGAACGUCACUCCCGUGCCACCUCCGAGGCGAAAGAAGAUAAACAGAGGCAGACCACUGCCACUGAAACCGGACGAGAUUCCUGAGAACGUAACCGCCAAUUUGAGACGCGGCUCGACGAGCGAGGAACCGUUACAGCCGUCGGUCAAGUCGCCGAAGACGACGACGAGCGGCGACGAGCGGAGCGGCGAUGGCGAGACGCGAGCAUCGGGGAGGAUCGGCGCGGACGAUGCGAAGCACGAAGGGCGAAGGACGAGGGAGAUCUACGAACACAAGGUUAACGGCACUGGAAGGAUAAUAUCCAGCGACGUGGUUUCCGGCAGGCGAACGUCCGCCGACAAGAAAACUUCGAGAACUUCGGAGCCAGGCCACCAUCACAGGAAAGUUCUCGAGAAUGAGGAAUACGAGAGAUUCGCCAGGAGCGAGUCGAUCAAGGGCUCUUCGACUCCUAAUCGCCAGGACAGACGGAACUCGAAGGAGCUCGAGAAGCGGAUCAGGGAUCCCUCGAGGGACGACGACAGAACGGAAGCAAAUACAAGGACGAAGAACUACAGCACCGUUAGCUUGCCGAAUUACGAUGAGCUGGACGUGUCUAGGCAUCCUGCGAAGAGUACGAAGGACGAGAGAGGCGCGGGGGAGAAAAUGAAGUCGAAGAGACCCGUCCGAAGCAGCACCGGCUCGCUUCCGGCCGAAUCUUUCCUAUCGCCUUUCUCCGAGAAAACCAGCGUGCGCCUCGAGGACUACAUACCGCGGCGCGGCAGCGUCGAGCAUCUGUCGCCGUAUCAGGUGCUGGGUAAGCUGGGCUGCAGCGAGAACGAGGUCACCGACGGCGGAUUCAUGAAGUACGAUCCGAGUAAAUUGGAGGAUUGGGACCUCAGCGACAUCAGUAAUUGCGACUCGGCGAACCGGCGUCUCUCCGUCGAGAAUUUGCCGCGAAUCGAAAUCCACGACGACGAGCCCGCGGAGAGAGGACUCUCUAAGGGUGCGGAUGUUGUGGACUAUCCGCAAAACGCCGAGACCGGGGAAGCUGAGACGACCGAGCUCGAAGUAUCGUGCGUUACCCGAGAUAUGACCCUGUCGUUGCAGAAGCCCGAAUCCUUCGGCAUGGUGCCGUCGCCGACGCUCGAUUCCGACAAAGAUCCCAACGAUUGGUUCGCAGAUCCGAGCAGAUCGUUAAAGCACUUCGAUCCUCCGACGAUGGUGGAAAUUAGUCAAGCGCCACCGACUGCCGACUUAGCGACAUCGCCAGUUCGCAGGGAGCCAUUUUUUCUGAACGAGGACCUCCACCGCUCGGCUUUGGAUACGAUCGGCGGGUCCUGCAGGAACGGCGCCGUCGUCCGGGAAUCCGAUCGAUCCGACCAAUCGAGGCUGAUCUUCGGCCGUAGCCUGUCGAACGAGAGCGAGCCGUACGACGAUCCUUACGAGUCGAAGGAGUUGCGUGCGCAUACCGACGUAACGGACAAGUUAAUCAGAACGAUAUCGGAGGAGUCGCUGCCGCAGGAGAUGCUGGAGGGCGUCGACGAGGAGAUCGUCGACUUCUUCGACGAGAAGCUCGCCAAGGAUACGAGCAACAAAUUGAAGAAGGAUUGCCAGGAUCAGCGGGUAAAGACGCCACCGCCGAGCCCCGAGCCGAAGAUCAAAGCUCAGAUCUUGGAUAACGAUCAUACGACCUUGCUGAAGGUGCUGAAUGACGAGGCGGCCGAAGGGAGUAAUCUCAGCUCGAUGACGCCGAGCCUCACCGAGCUGGAGGCGGCACUCUCGGACAUGUUGGAGAAGGAGGACCAGCCCGACGAAGUAACCAAGCGGCAGGAGAAGGCCGACGGGAAACCGGCUCUGAAUCUCGUGGAGAAGCUCCUCGAGCCGAAAAUCGUGCCGUCGGUGGAGAAGCGUAGCGCGAUCGACAGAACUGUGAUGGAUCAGCAUCGUCCGGCGAGCGACGAUGACAUUCUAGUCGGUAGAACGUCCGAGGAUAAGACGGACCGUCUGUCCGUGUCGUUGGAACAGAUCUUCGGCGACACGGAGUCAACGUCGAAAACGAGGAAGGUGUCGUUUUGUACCUGGGAGGACAAGCCCAUGACGGAGGUCGAUGUGAAGAACGCCGCGGAGCCGGGAGCGACCGUGAAUACACACGGGGCGACGAGUCCCUGUUCGAAGGAUUCUCUCGUCGAGUCGGACCUUGAAUCGGACUUCUUCCACUGCCUCGUCGGUGAUAUCAAUGUCGGCCCGGCGAAGGGCAACGCGAUCGGAGACGCGCCCGAGAAACCCGUCAGAUUGUUUCCAAAUUUGGAGGACGCAGCCGGGGAUUUCCCUACGCCACCACGGAGGCGAAACAGGAGCUCGGGCGUUACAAAGGAGCUCAUCAGGAGUGUGGAAAGUUACCCCGAGGAUCCCGAUCCGCGUCCCGACGACAGGCUCAUUUAGUAAUCGACGACGAUACACGGAUAAUACGGCUCUGAAAAGUUGCGCGUGCCGACGCCGAUCGUCGAUGCGUUUAAUCCAUUAAUUCGUAAUCCCUAUGGGCUUAUAACCGUGUAAUUAAUAAAACCAAGGAAAAGGAACAAAAAGACGAGUGUAUAAUGAGUGCGUUAUCACUUAAAUUCGAGCUUCUCUUAACGCUUAAGUCUAACGAAAGUAUCAAGCCAAUAUAACGUUGUACCGGCACCGUCGUAUCGCACGGAUUGUUGGGAACUUUGGAAUCGCGUCGGAUGUAUAGGCAAAUUAACUCUCUCUCUCUCUCUCUCUCUUUUUCUCUCUCACGAAAAUGAGAAAUAAAAAGAAAAGAAAGAAAAAAUCAAGUACAAAGGACGCGAGAUUCUCCCGCGCCGAUAACGAGGCGCGUUUUUCUCCUGCAUCCCGCGACACCGCGCCGGGCAAAUGGGAUUUGAAAAAUAUUUUCCGUGACGUUCAAAAGAAAUCAAAUUGUUCCGUAGAUCACGCGGAGAGGCGAAUGUUUUCCUACGCGAGCGUAACCGGGAGAGCAAAUAACGAGAUCUCUGCGAAUUCUUGGCGAGUGUACAACGCUCGGCUAUGUUGACGUUGAACGCUUUCCCCGAACGAUUUCUCCGCAUACGGUAGUUAAGUGCGUCCGGAUAAUCUUGGAUGUACUUCGAGGAAGUCGCGAAAAUUCCCGUUCUUCACGGUGAACUUCUCUCUCUCUCUCUGUCUCUUACUUUCCGACGAACUCGAAGCGUGCUGCCUAAAUUACGCGGGAUAUGAACAAUUAUUCCGCUCUUGUAUUCUCAUCGAUUACCGUUAACAUUUUGUCUCACUUACGGCGGCACUUAAUUACGAAGUUUACCCGUUUCGUUGUAAAUCACAAUUUCCUCGUCCGAUAGGACGCACACGCACACGAUUGAAUUUACAUUUGAAUUGUUUCUAAUUACUAGAAGAGUUAGUAGAGGAACGUCAUUGUUGAAGUUUUAGAAAAACGCUCGUCGCGAGACACCGUCUCGCAUAUUCGGCAGAAAUCGUCCGUCGGUUUUUCAUCUUCGCGGGUCAGCAUGCAGGGCAUGAUCCGCGUUGAGAAGUUGUCGAAGAAGAAGAAGAAGAAGAGGAAACGAGAAAACGCAGACGGCACAAGAGUGGAAGAGGAAGUUUCUCAUUAUGGGCAAGCUUUGUGCGAAGCGACUCGUGUCGCGCACUUUAAUCUCGUUCGCGUUUGAGGAACUAAGUUCUUGUAACAUACUGUACGUAUACGCGAGUAUCAACUUUGCGAACAAGUUGUCUAAUAAUUAUCGUUGUAUAGUCGGCGCUACCGUUGUGCGAGUUUCAGCUUAGAAGCGAACGAAAUAAAGAACAUUAUGGAA
Messenger RNA from Dinoponera quadriceps, 4854 nucleotides. RefSeq lists its product as uncharacterized. Bases 683 to 3469 code for a protein of 928 amino acids. Lineage: Eukaryota; Metazoa; Arthropoda; Insecta; Hymenoptera; Formicidae. The transcript has 10 exons. The record is from RefSeq and is a predicted model, not a curated record.